Molecule: messenger RNA, 1044 nt
Organism: Penicillium soppii
Lineage: Eukaryota; Fungi; Ascomycota; Eurotiomycetes; Eurotiales; Aspergillaceae
Exons: 1
Coding region: 1-1044 (347 amino acids)
Source: RefSeq, a predicted model, not a curated record
AUGUUCAAGAGCAUCUCGGAUCGAUUUGGAUCCAUCCUCGUGGCUUUUCUAUCGAUGCAGGGUAUUUGCUCAGCACUUGCAGUUGAGACCAACCGGACUCUGAAUGAAACCAACGCGAGUGAAGAGAAGGAGCUCACUGCCCGGACAAGCGAUGAAUAUACCAUCGUACACAAAUGGAACGGUGGUGACAUUAUCGGAAAGGCUUCGGGAGUUGGCCUUGUGAUUACUGGAACUGUUGGUAUAAUUGUCAGUUGGUAUGGCAACCGACCAGACCCGGAAAAGAUUUGUGGAAAAUCAGCGAUCAUCUCCGUCACGGAAGAUGGAGUGGACUACGAAUAUUACGUGUAUUCAUACACAACCGGCAACAGCUGUGACAGCACCCAGCGAACAAAGACCAUCACCAAGAAGCUCUCCGAUGCAUUCGAUGACUUGCAUUCUCAGGGAGCCUCCGCGGUGUGUCUCGAUUUUGAUCACCACGGUACAUGGCACGGAGUGCUUGGUUUGGCGACGAAGUCUUCAGGAAAAAACCCACAAACUGCUUGCGACGGCCAUCACGCAGGCGCCAAAAGAGGAAACACUGGGUUUCUUGAGCUCGAAGGAAACAGCACUGCUGAAAUCGAAGGAGGGAGCACCACGAAGAGAAAUGAAGACGGACUUGUAAAAAGGACAUCAAUUUCCGUCUCUGAGUCCGAAGUGAAGUCGGGAAGCACCAAGUUCAGCCCCUCCGACAAAUCCCAGGCGGUCAUUGCCGAAAUUUCGGGCAAGAUGUAUUCGCUAAGCAAAGCCGGAAGCUGCGCAGGCAUUUCAGGUACCGUAUCAGACUCCAACGGAGUGAGCAUUACCUAUUACUACUACGCCUCGGGGAGAAACUGUGAUACCACCGCUGAAAUUCAGACGAUUGUGCAUGCUCUUGACGACGCAUGGGAUGGUCUGGGAAGCAUUUCGGCGCUCUGCCUGACAAUGAGGCAUGGAAGAGGCACAUGGCGAGGACACCUGGGUGUUUCUGCGAUGCAAGGCGAUUUCCCUGCCACGCAUUUGUGUUAG